AUUGAUUUACUGCUUCUGUUUUCCUCUCAGACUAACUUUAAGGAACUGGUGAGAGGCUUUUGGAGUACUUUUAGUUACAUAUUGAAGUACUCUGAGGGAGUGAAUGUGCAGGAUACAACUGGAUCUUAAAGAAGUGCAUGAAAAAAGUGUAGGAAUGUCUUCAAUAGGAUAAUCUAUGAAACAGUUUCAUUAUAUACGUGUUUGUUUUGACAUGAGGACCACAGCUCUGCAGGUGCUGAUCUGUGGAACAGCCAGUCAUGUCUGGAAAACUAUGGAAACACAUCGAGGUGCUACAGAGCCAUAAGGCCAAGCUGAUAGACAUUCUCAGCAGUGACGCAGACUUUGUGCUGCAGCAUGCAGACUCUCGCUUUCUGCUGUCUCCUCAAGGCUACAAGCAAAUCAAAGCAUGUCGUAAUCCUAGUGAAAAGGUGACGGACCUCUUAGAUCAUGUCAUAUCAAGAGGGCCUGAUGCAGCACACGGGCUUCUGGAGCUACUGAAGGAUAAGGAGCUGCAGGAAAACUUUCCAAUGCUUGAUUUUAUUAAGAACGUGCAAGUCAACACACAGUCUUCAGCAGAAAAAGAAACAUCUAGACAGCAAAAAAGACCUUUGGAUUCAGAGGAUACCAUUCCACCCAAAAAGGCCUGCAGAAGAGGCUCUCAUUUGGUGACUGAGAAGCAGCUGAUGACUGUGGCUCGUGCUACUGGACGAUCAUGGAGAGAGAUUGGCAUAUUGGCGCUGGACAUCCCCUCAGUGAAGCUGGACGAGAUUAUGGAGGACCAUUCGAGGCAUGUGGAGCGAGUAUUCGAGAUGCUACGUUGCUGGCGAAACCGUCAGAGGGAUGAAGCCACCGCUGCCCGCCUUCACUCCCUGCUCAGUCAUGAAGACUUGGCGCUACCAAAGGACAGCAUUGACUUCCUGUUGGAGACUAGUUAACAAAUGUACUUAGAAUGAAAACCUCAAAAAGUGAAUAUUUUUAAUGGAAAUUGGUGUAAUCUUGUUUUAUAUAAAGUCAUUCCAUAUGAGGAAAAACUCUUUCAGUCUUGGGAACAUUGACGGACCCCAUAGUUUUAUUUUUUACACUUAUUGUUCUCUCACACAUGGGGAGAAUGUGAUGUUAUUCCUUGUAAUGGGGUCUUGGAAUUCACUGGAUAAAAAGGUAGAAAGAAAUGGACCAAAAAAUGAUAUGAUUUGUGCCUAUUUCCAGUGAGUUCAUGUCUCAUUUUACCAGUCAGUAUAGUAUUAAAAAUGGAGUAGAAGCUUUUGUAUCACUGAGUACAAUGUCUUCUGUUCAGGGACAGUUAUCUACUUUUAUUCUGAAUUCAACAACAAUAAAAUCAAGGACAUAUUUUGCUAUAUUUAAUAGAUUUGUUGGUCUUUUUAUAUUUGCAGCAUUCAUUUUAUUGUACAUAUCAAGUAAAAAAAGACAAUCAAAUGAGCAGUGCUUAUUUCAUUUGAAUGUAAAAAUACUGUUGUUCUGUCUUUGUAUAUUUUUUGAUAUAUAACAGAAUAAAUAUUCCAUCUUGUUAAAGGAGCUGUGUCUUUUGCUGAAUGUGCACAUCAGACUAAAUGCACUUUGUAUUAUAUUGCAUCAGUGUCUCUGACAUGGUUUAUAGAGUUAAUGUAACUAUACAAUGGAGGGUAGAUAAGCAGAUUGCAUUACAACAUUACACACUAUAAACCACUAAUACAGCAGCAUACCGCUUUAGUUUUCCCAAAAGAGUACAUCUAGAGAGUCUUAUGUUGGAAGAAGG
This is a messenger RNA of Sphaeramia orbicularis (orbiculate cardinalfish), 1753 nucleotides long. RefSeq lists its product as uncharacterized. Gene Ontology annotation, molecular function: protein binding. Gene Ontology annotation, biological process: signal transduction; regulation of apoptotic process. Lineage: Eukaryota; Metazoa; Chordata; Actinopteri; Kurtiformes; Apogonidae. The record is from RefSeq and is a predicted model, not a curated record. The transcript has 4 exons. Bases 258 to 935 code for a protein of 225 amino acids.